Messenger RNA from Letharia lupina, 1071 nucleotides. RefSeq lists its product as uncharacterized. The coding region runs from base 1 to 1071 and encodes 356 amino acids. The record is from RefSeq and is a predicted model, not a curated record. Gene Ontology annotation, cellular component: cytoplasmic exosome (RNase complex); nuclear exosome (RNase complex). Gene Ontology annotation, biological process: U4 snRNA 3'-end processing; nuclear polyadenylation-dependent rRNA catabolic process; nuclear polyadenylation-dependent mRNA catabolic process. NCBI's taxonomy places the organism in Eukaryota, Fungi, Ascomycota, Lecanoromycetes, Lecanorales, Parmeliaceae. The transcript is spliced from 2 exons.
AUGGCACCUCCACCCACACCCCUCUCCCCCUCCGAGCUCUCCUACCUGCACACCUCCCUCUCCCUCCACCCGCCAAUCCGCCCCGACGCCCGCUCCCCCACCUCUUUCCGCCCCCUGGUUGCCGAAACAGAUCUCCUACCUGCGGCAAACGGGAGCGCGAGGCUAUGUUUCGCAGACGGCACGGAGGCGAUUGCCGGGGUGAAGGCUGAAGUAGAGAAAGUUCAAGGGCUGGGGAAUGUCCGCUGGUAUGACAAUAUGGAUGCAGAGAUGGGAGGGAUAGAAGAGAGUGAGAGAGAUGGAGAACAAGAGGGGGAAAGAGGAAAAGGCGUGGGAGAAGACAAGUGGAUCGAGGUUACGGUGGAUAUGCCCGGCCAGCGCGACGACGACGCCAUGGUAGUGUUCCUGGCGCAGAUGAUACAUGAAGGGUUAGUCGCAGAUGGAGGGCUGAAAAACAGACUGGUCAUCAACGCACGGUGGCAUUGGCGCCUUUAUAUCGACAUCCUCCUCCUCUCCCCACCCCACACCUACCCCCUCCCCCUCCUCUCCCUAACAACGCACCUCGCCCUCCUUUCCACCCGCUUACCAGCGCCUAUAUCCAACCACGACGAAGACCCGCUGUUCAACGACGAUUGGGACGCCUCGUCACCACUCUACCCUUCCUCCGACACCUACCCCGACGCCAAAACCCCGCCACAGAGCUCCCCCGCACGCCCACCGAUCACACUCCUCGUCAUCUCCGUAGGCGACAACGUCUUCUUCGACGCCUCCCGCGAAGAACUAGCAGUCGCGGACGCCGUGCUCGCCGUCACCGUCGGCGCCCCUUCGUCCCCGUCCACGGGUCUCAACCUGUUAGCAGUGAGGACGAUCGAUCCGCCGUCACGGCUCUCCGCUUCGGCAGCGGAGGUCGGACGAGCGGGGGCGGAGAUCGAUGCAGAGGGGGGGAAAGAGGGUGUGUGGAAGGCUAGCAAAGGGGGAAUGAAGAGGAGGGUGCUGGCGAGGAUGGUGCAGAUGUGCGUGGAGGGUGGAGGGGUGGGGGAGGAGGUUUUGGGCGGCUUGGGGGAAUUCAGUUGA